GACCAUAAUUUUCUGACGGUAAUAUUCCCGGCUUCCUUCUCCUUACUGGUGUCUAGAAAACAAAGCAGCACAGGUUCGUCUUUCAAUCUCACUUUAUUCGACUACAUACCCAACCAUUUUCAAUCACAAAAUGAGAUGAUCGAUCGAGUUCACAAUCUUAAUUCAUAAUAAUGGACAAAGAAACAGACCUCCUUUCGCGCCUCGCCGCGAACCACCUCCACCUCGCUCAGUUCGAGCCGUUAAGAGCCACUCUCCUCGCUCUUCGCACUCGGAACCCUGAUCUAGCCCUCGCUAUCCUCCAAACAAUUGUUGCUAACUCUGGCAGGUUCGAUAAUGUUCUCUGGUCAGUUUCUUGCCCCUCACCAUCGCUCUUUACGUACUUAUCAACUCUCGAACUAUUACAAUUCAACGAUCCAACUUCAUCCACCUGGAGUUUCGAUCCAGAAACGCUGCGUUUGCGUUCGGAAUUCUUGUUGUUAGUGCAGAUGCUGAUAGACCGCGUGUUAGAAAGAACGCGAAAGGAUAUUGACUUAGAUAGCUUUGAGAAAGAGAAGGAGAAACAUUUUGAUUUAAAUGAGGGCGAUAGUUUUGAUGAGAAAGUUAAGUUGUUUGUUAGAAACGAGGAUUUGGGAGAUGUGAAUGGUGAAUUUGGUGGCUGUGUUGGGGUUUUGGAUAGGUUUAUGGAGUUAGGCAUGAAAAGAUUAAAGCCUGAUGUAAAUGUAAAUAUGAUUGAUGACGUAAGUACCAGUGGUGUAAACGUGUUAAUUGAGGAAGACAUAUUUAUGUGUUUAAAGAAAGUAGUUUUGGAGUUUGCCAAUGUUUUUGACGCAUUGUGUUGGAAUAUAGAAAAGCAAUUGAGAGGGUGGGAGAGUUUUGAUUCAGACUGUGCUAUAGCACGGAAAGAGGAUUUAUCGGAAGGGCAGGAUAGAAGUAUUCUUGGUUUGAUACAGAAGAGUGCUCAGCUGGCUUAUUUAGAUGCAAUGAAUGAGUAUGUGAAGGAGGGAGAUGAGGAAGGAGCUAUAUCUUGUAUUCGUUUUCUUCACCUUGAUUAUGGCGUGGAGGAGGCUGAGUAUCACAUGGGUUUGGAAAAUCUCCUCAAGAGGGUUCUAUCUAAAAGGGAGGAAUUUGGAGACACCUGGUAUGCCAUGCAAGAGAAAUUGUUAAUGAUUUACAGAGAAGCGCUUUCGUCUGAUUGCAGGCAUCUUGUUCAAUUGAUACAGGUUAUUCAAGAUGAGUUGCUUUUUCAAGAAAUUGAGAUAUAUAAAGCACGUGAUAACAACCCAAUUCCACCCCCACUUGAGCGUUUUCAAAGAUAUAUUUCAGAAUUGAAGCCUGAUAUUGAUUCAAAUGAUAAGUCUUCGUUGUUGAAUAUAGCAGCCAGAUUGUGCAUGAGAGACAUGUACCAUUAUGCUCGCGUUUCUGGAUUACACGUGCUUGACUGCAUCAUGAAUACAACCCUGUCUGCUGUCAAGAAGGAGCAGCUUCAAGAAGCUAAUAACUUUCUUAUGUUGUUCCCUCGACUUCGGCCAUUGGUAGCUGCCAUGGGUUGGGAUCUAUUGUCUGGCAAAACAACAGAACGUAGGAAGUUGUUGCAGUUGCUAUGGACAAGUAAGUCACAAAUGUAUCGUUUGGAAGAGUCUUCUCUUUAUGGAAAUGAAUCAGAUGAGAUAUCUUGUGUGGAACAUCUAUGUGAUUCACUAUGUUAUCAGCUUGAUCUUGCCUCUUUUGUGGCUCAUGUUAAUUCUGGUCAAUCGUGGAAUUCAAAAUUCUCAUUGUUGUUGUUUGGAAAAGAACAAACAACAUUUGGAAGUGAAGAUGCUCAAUUAGACCCUUUUGUUGAAAACUUUGUGUUGGAACGACUAUCUGCUCAAAGUCCUCUGCGGGUACUUUUUGAUGUUGUUCCAGACAUAAAGUUUCAGGAUGCUAUUGAAUUAAUCAGCAUGCAGCCAAUUGCUUCUGAUAUAGCAGCCUGGAAGAGGAUGCAAGAUACUGAACUCAUGCACAUGCGUUAUGCUCUGGAAUCCACUGUACUUGCUCUGGUGGCAAUGGAAAGAACUUCAAGUGGUGAAAGAGCAAGUCAUCACCAACUGGCUUUAUGCCAUUUGAAAGAUUUGAGGAACCAUUUGGAGGCUAUUACAAAUAUUCCACGCAAGAUAUUCAUGGUGAAUGUUAUAGUUUCGCUUUUACAUAUGGAUGAUAUCUCUCUCAAUUUGAUGCAUUGUACCUCACCAGGGAGUAAUUCUGAAUCACCCUCUGCAUGUACCUGGGAACAUUCUGAUCUCAAGACAUGUGAAGGGGGAAACGAAAUGGUUAUAUCGUUCACAGGGUUGCUAGUUGAUAUACUGUGUCGCAAUCUUCCAUCAACUGUAAUUUUACAAGAGUAUGCAUUAACUGAUGGUUUGAAUGUCGGUGAAAUGCAAGCAUUAGAAUGGAGAAUCUCAAUUUCAAAACGUUUCAUCGAAGAUUGGGAAUGGCGGCUAUCAAUAUUGCAGCGUCUUCUUCCACUAUCAGAACGCCAAUGGAGUUGGAAGAAGGCAUUGACUGUGCUACGAGCGGUCCCAUCCAAGCUACUAAAUCUUUGCAUGCAAAGAGCCAAGUAUGACAUUGGAGAAGAGGCUGUUCAUCGGUUCUCGUUAUCUGCAGAAGAUAGAGCUACACUUGAAUUAGCUGAAUGGGUGGAUGGUACCUUCAGAAGAGCAUCUGUAGAAGAUGCUGUGACACGUGCUGCUGACAGAACUUCUACUGUACAAGAUCUGGACUUUUCGUCCUUACGCUCCCAAUUAGGUUCUUUGGCUGCAAUUCUUCUGUGCAUUGAUGUUGCUGUAACUUCUGCAAGGUCUGCAACUAUGUCUCAGCAGCUUCUGAAUCAGUCUCAGCUGAUGCUAUCUGAGAUAUAUCCAGGAGCUUCUCCAAAAGCAGGAUCCACCUACUGGGAUCAAAUCCAUGAAGUGGCUAUUAUAUCUGUUUCACGGCGUGUUCUGAAGCGUCUGCAUGAAUUUUUGGAAGAGGAUGAUCCUCCAGCACUCCAGACCAUUCUGAUUGGGGACAUCAUUAUUUCAUCAACUAAGGAGUCCUAUAGACAGGGGCAGAGGGAACGUGCUCUUGCUAUGCUACAUCAGAUGAUUGAAGAUGCUCACAAGGGCAAGCGACAGUUUCUCAGUGGUAAGCUUCAUAAUCUAGCAAGAGCCAUUGCUGAUGAAGAAACAGAACCAAAUUUCAGUAAAGGGGAUAGUUCAUACACCGACCCAAAAGGGUUGUUGAAUUUUGACAAGGAUGGGGUUCUUGGGCUUGGACUAAAAGCUGUUAAACAAACCACUUCAAGUUCGAAAAUUGGAGAUACUAGUGUUCAAUCUGUUGGUUAUGAUAUGAAGGAUAUGGGGAAGAGACUGUUUGGCCCAUUAAGUGCAAAGCCCUCGACGUAUCUAUCACAAUUUAUUCUCCACAUUGCAGCAAUUGGUGACAUAGUUGAUGGGACUGAUACAACUCAUGAUUUUAACUUUUUCUCACUUGUGUAUGAAUGGCCAAAGGAUCUUUUAACUCGUUUAGUCUUUGAGCGAGGCAGCACUGAUGCAGCUGGAAAGGUUGCUGAAAUCAUGUGUGCUGAUUUUGUUCAUGAAGUGAUUUCAGCUUGUGUACCACCAGUUUAUCCUCCAAGGUCUGGCCAUGGAUGGGCGUGCAUUCCAAUUGUUCCUACCUGUCCUGGUAGUUUCUCUGACAAGAAAGUAAUUUCCCCCUCUUCUAAAGAAGCUAAGCCCACUUGUUACAGCCGUUCCUCAGCAACACCUGGAAUUCCUUUAUACCCUCUUCAGUUGGAUAUAGUUAAACAUCUUGUUAAAAUAUCACCUGUUAGGGCUGUCUUGGCUUGUGUUUUUGGUAGCAGUAUAUUAUAUGGUGGCAGUGACUCAACUAUAUCUAGCUCAUUGAAUGACGAAGCAUUACAAGCACCUGAGGCUGAUCAUAUUUUUUAUGAGUUUGCUCUUGAUCAAUCUGAGAGGUUUCCAACUUUAAACCGGUGGAUACAGAUGCAAACCAAUCUUCAUCGAGUUUCAGAGUUCGCUGUAACAGCCAAGAAAAAGGCUGAUGAUGGCAAGGUUAAACAUGAAACAAGAGCUGCUAUUAAGAGGUUUCGUGAGAGUGACAGCGAUACUGAAUUAGAAGUUGAUGAAAUUGCCGGUAGCAAUAACAUUUCAACAUCCUUAGUGGACCUCAGUGGUCAAGAUGGUGCAGCUCCAAACACUUGGCGUGAUUCCUUUAAGUCUGAAAGCACAGAAGAUGAUACAACAAUUUUCCUUUCUUUUGAUUGGGAGAAUGAAGACCCAUAUGAGAAGGCUGUGGAGCGAUUGAUUGAUGAAGGAAAACUUAUGGACGCGCUUGCACUUUCAGAUCGCUUUUUACGCAAUGGGGCCUCAGAUCGAUUGCUGCAGCUACUCAUUGAACGGGGAGAAGAGAACCAUACAAUCUUUGGACAACCUCAAAGUUUUGGAGGUAACAUUAUCUGGUGCAAUAGUUGGCAGUACUGCUUGCGAUUGAAGGAUAAACGACUGGCGGCUAGACUUGCUCUCAAGUAUAUGCACAGAUGGGAACUUAAUGCUGUGUUGGAUGUUCUCACAAUGUGCAGCUGCCACAUCCCUCAAAGUGAUCCAAUUAGAAAUGAGGUGUUGCAAAUGAGACAAGCUUUGCAGCGAUACAGCCAUAUAUUAAGUGCAGAUGAUCAGUAUAGCAGCUGGCAAGAGGUUGAAGCACAGUGUAAGGAGGAUCCAGAGGGCUUGGCUCUGCGGUUAGCUGAGAAAGGAGCAGUUUCCGCUGCUCUGGAAGUGGCUGAGAGUGCAGGAUUAUCCAUAGAUCUGAGGAGGGAGCUGCAGGGUCGGCAACUUGUGAAACUUCUUACAGCAGAUCCUCUUAAUGGUGGAGGGCCUACAGAGGCUUCACGUUUCCUAUCUUCUCUACGUGACUCUAAUGAUGCUCUUCCAGUCGCUAUGGGUGCAAUGCAACUGUUACCCAACCUUCGAUCAAAGCAACUUCUUGUUCACUUCUUCUUGAAGCGAAGGGAUGGGAAUCUAUCAGAUGUUGAGGUUGCUCGACUGAACUCAUGGGCUUUAGGUCUUCGAGUUUUGGCUGCCUUGCCAUUGCCAUGGCAACAAAGAUGCUCCUCUCUGCAUGAGCACCCGCAUUUGAUAUUAGAAGUUCUGCUGAUGAGGAAACAACUACAAUCUGCUUCCCUGAUUCUUAAAGAUUUUCCUUCCUUGAGGGACAACAGUGUAAUAAUAGCAUAUGCUUCUAAGGCUAUUGCCGUCAGUAUUACAUCUCCUGUGAGAGAACCACGACUAUCUGUCUCAGGAACACGGCCAAAGCAGAAAACAAGAACUGUUGCAAGGUCUUCUUUUACUAGCAGUCUAAACAACUUGCAAAAGGAGGCUCGUCGAGCUUUUUCUUGGGCUCCUCGUAAUACUGGAGAUAAGGCUACUCCAAAAGAUGUUUACCGGAAACGAAAAAGUUCUGGAUUGACAGCAUCUGAAAGAGUUGCUUGGGAGGCCAUGGCCGGCAUUCAAGAGGAUCGUGUUUGUUCAUACUCUGCUGAUGGGCAAGAACGUCUUCCUUCUGUUUCUAUUGCAGAGGAAUGGAUGCUAACAGGUGAUGCCUCUAAGGAUGGAGCUGUUCGUGCAGCUCAUCGAUAUGAAAGUGCACCUGAUAUUAUUCUCUUCAAGGCUCUGCUUUCUUUGUGUUCUGAUGAAUUAGUUUCUGCCAAAAGUGCACUGGACUUGUGUAUUAAUCAGAUGAAGAAUGUGUUGAGCUCCCAACAGUUGCCUGAGAAUGCAUCUAUGGAAACAAUUGGUCGAGCAUAUCAUGUCACAGAGACAUUUGUGCAGGGACUAUUUUAUGCUAAAACCCUGCUGAGAAAGCUUGCGGGGGUAGGUGAAUUGUCUAGUGCUUCAGAAAGGGGUAGGGACGCUGAUGAUGCAUCCUCCGAUGCUGGUAGCUCCAGUGUUUGUAGUCAGGCCACAGAUGAGUUAUCUGAAAUUUCAUCACAGGCAGAUAUUUGGCUAGGACGUGCUGAGCUGCUUCAAAGCCUUUUGGGAUCUGGAAUUGCUGCUUCUCUGGAUGAUAUUGCUGAUAAAGAGUCAUCUGCUCAUUUAUGUGACCGGUUGAUUGUUGAUGAACGGUACAGCAUGGCUGUAUAUACGUGCAAGAAGUGCAAGAUUGAUGUUUUCCCGGUGUGGAAUGCAUGGGGUCAUGCUUUGAUUCGGAUGGAGCACUAUGCACAAGCUCGUGUCAAGUUUAAGCAGGCUCUUCAAUUGUAUAAGGGCGAUCCUGCACCUGUAAUUCUAGAAAUCAUUAACACAAUCGAAGGAGGCCCUCCUGUGGAUGUUUCAGCUGUUCGUUACAUGUAUGAACAUUUGGCUAAAAGUGCACCAACAAUCUUGGAUGAUUCUCUUUCUGCUGAUUCAUAUCUCAAUGUUCUAUACAUGCCAUCUACAUUUCCACGUUCGGAGAGAUCCAGGCGAUCUCAAGAAUCUGCAAAUAAUAAUUCCUCCUAUGGUCCUGGCUUUGAAGAUGGUCCUCGUAGCAACCUUGACACCAUUAGAUAUGUUGAAUGUGUAAACUAUUUGCAGGAAUAUGGUCGCCAGCAUUUGCUUGGUUUUAUGUUCAGGCAUGGUCAUUAUAGUGAUGGUUGCAUGUUGUUUUUUCCUCCUAAUGCUGUUCCACCACCUCCUCAACCGUCAACAAUGGGAGUAGUUACUUCAUCAUCAUCCCCUCAAAGACCUGAUCCUCUGGCGACUGAUUAUGGCACCAUUGAUGAUCUGUGUGACCAGUGUAUUGGCUAUGGUGCAAUGCCCAUUUUGGAGGAGGUGAUAUCUAAUAGAAUUUCAUCUACUAAGGAACAAGAUCCAGCCGUAAAUCAGUUUACUAAUGCAGCACUUGCCCGUAUUUGCAUCUAUUGUGAAACUCAUAAACAUUUCAAUUACCUUUACAAGUUCCUGGUGAUAAAGAAGGACCAUGUUGCUGCUGGACUUUGCUGUAUUCAGUUAUUUAUGAACUCUUCUUCCCAGGAGGAGGCUAUCAAACAUUUGGAGCAUGCCAAGAUGCAUUUUGACGAAGCAUUAUCAGCUCGAUACAAGGGUGGAGAUUCUACCAAGCUUGUCACAAAGGGUAUAAGAGGAAAAAGUGCUUUUGAGAAACUCAGUGAAGAAGGACUUGUUAAGUUUUCUGCUCGGGUAUCAAAACAGGUGGAAGUUGUAAAAUCCUUUCAUGAUUCUGAUGGACCACAGUGGAAACAUUCCCUUUUUGGAAAUCCAAAUGAUCCAGAAACCUUCAGGAGGAGGAGUGAGAUUGCAGAGACACUAGUGGAGAAGAAUUUUGACUUGGCUUUCCAAGUUAUCUAUGAAUUUAACCUUCCAGCUGUUGACACAUAUGCUGGUGUUGCUUCAUCUCUUGCUGAAAGGAAAAAGGGCAGUCAGUUGACAGAAUUUUUUAGAAACAUUAAGGGAACAAUUGGUGAUGAUGAUUGGGACCAGGUCCUGGGGGCUGCAAUAAAUGUAUAUGCUAAUAAACACAAAGAGCGCCCUGAUCGUCUCAUAGACAUGUUAACCAGCAGUCACAGGAAGGUCUUGGCUUGUGUGGUUUGUGGUCGGCUAAAAAGUGCUUUCCAGAUUGCUUCACGAAGUGGAAGUGUGGCUGAUGUUCAAUAUGUAGCUCAUCAGGCAUUACACGCAAAUGCACUCCCUGUGCUUGAUAUGUGUAAACAGUGGUUGGCUCAGUAUAUGUAACAUGUUGCUCAAGAAAGUCUACCUGAUUCAAUUAGCCUACCAUGGAGUUCAAUUGCAGCGAUGCUCAUGGAAUUUGGUAUGGUUUUAGAUGCUAUUUAUAGCAUGCCAUAUUGAAAACCACAAGCGAACAGAAAGGCUUUACAAGUACAUCAUCUUUUCUGUUCUCUUCCUGCAAUCAGUUGCCAUAGCAAAGCUUGCAAGAUCUGCAGAGGAAAGUUACAUGAUAUGGCUGAAUAAACAUUUCAAACUGAAUGAUUAAUACAGUGUCAAUGCCGGAAAUUUUGUGGAUAUAAGAGAGGUUCGUGUUCUAACAGCUGCUAGAUUUGCUUCUCCUUGUUUCUAGUAUGAGCUUCUUUCUCUCUUUAUUCUUUCUUUUUGGGCUUAUAUUAAAUUGAUUUCUUUAACAAAAUAAUUUAGUGUUGUAAAAUAGGUAAUAGGUGUAAGAUUGGCAUGUUUUAUAUGAAACUGCUUUUUUUUGUGGCUUCUA
Molecule: messenger RNA, 8253 nt
Organism: Mangifera indica (mango)
Lineage: Eukaryota; Viridiplantae; Streptophyta; Magnoliopsida; Sapindales; Anacardiaceae
Exons: 36
Coding region: 171-7766 (2531 amino acids)
Source: RefSeq, a predicted model, not a curated record